This is a messenger RNA of Nicrophorus vespilloides, 3156 nucleotides long. RefSeq names its product aminopeptidase N-like. The transcript has 10 exons. Lineage: Eukaryota; Metazoa; Arthropoda; Insecta; Coleoptera; Silphidae. Gene Ontology annotation, molecular function: peptide binding; metalloaminopeptidase activity; zinc ion binding. The coding region runs from base 356 to 3115 and encodes 919 amino acids. Gene Ontology annotation, biological process: proteolysis; peptide catabolic process. The record is from RefSeq and is a predicted model, not a curated record. Gene Ontology annotation, cellular component: cytoplasm.
UAACAAACAAAUCAACAAUUUCGACCUAUAUAAAUUUAUUUUGUUCAUCUCUCGCUCUUUAUCAAUUCACAAAGUAAAGUUUUUUUAUUUAUUUAUAUACUUUUUUUUAUAGAUAAUCUGUCGUGUUUAUGUAAUCUUUUUAAUGUGACGCAGUUGCCGAAUUAUGGUGAACGAUUUUACUCUCGUUAUGCAAACAAAUCAUUUCGUUCUUCGUAACGAAGCGCGCGCUCCCCACAUUUGCGAUUUAUUUAUUUGUUAGUGUAUUGAUCAUUUCAUCGCAUCGCACAAAAGCCGUGUUCCGUUCGUUGGUUGCUUCAUCAACCAUCCAUCAGUCUGCACAAAACUACCGAAAUAGAUGAUCAAACUCCACCGAACGAUGAACAUGAGGGGAUUGUCCUGCGUCCUUGUGGCGCUCUUCGGCCUCAGCACUGCUUACAGGUUGUCCGGUGAUGUCGUGCCCGAACACUACAAAUUAGAUAUUGUCACCAAUUUGGGCGACGAGAAUGACAAAUUCGAGUUCCAAGGAAAAGUCGCGAUUCAGGCGACAUGUGUCUCAGCAACGCGGAAUGUUACGUUGCACUCGAAAAAUUUGCACCUAGCGGAGAACGAGAUCCAGGUGAAGGAUCUGAACGGAGGAGGAACUGAGGCCAUCGAAGGAUUUGAAUACGAUAAGGAGAACGAGUUCUUCAUGGUGCUGCUGAAGGAACCGCUUGCCGAUGGCAAGAAGUACGAGAUCCUCAUACCUUUCCAAGGGAAGCUAGAGGAUGUUUUAGCUGGAUAUUAUAGGAGCAGUUUUGUGGAUACGAAUACGAAGGAGAAACGAUAUUUGGCCACGACCCAGUUCGAAGCGACGGACGCCAGAAGGGCUUUCCCAUGCUUCGAUGAACCGGCCAUGAAAUCCACUUUCAAGAUUUCCAUGGGGCAUACCAAAAAAUACUCAGCCUUAAGCAAUAUGCCCGUCGAGCAAAUAGAGCCAAUGAAAGAGAAGCAGGAUUGGGUUUGGACCCAUUUCGAAAACACAGUUCCUAUGUCUACUUACCUGGUAGCAUUCAUCAUUUCCGAUUUUGGAUAUGAGAGCAGCAGAAGCUCAAAUAACGUCACCUUCAAAGUGUGGUCCAGGAAAGAUGCUCUCAACCAAGUGCGAUUUGCUGGAGACGUUGGACCUAAAACUUUAGACUAUUUCGAAACGUACUUCGACGUGGACUAUCCUCUUCCCAAGCAAGAUAUGAUCGCAAUCCCCGAUUUCGCUGCAGGCGCCAUGGAGAAUUGGGGCCUCAUCACGUUCAGAGAAUCCCGUUUACUUUACGAUCCUGAAAUUUCGUCUUCUUCAAGUCAACAUCAAGUUGCCAGCGUCAUCGCCCACGAGAUGGCUCAUCAAUGGUUCGGAAACCUUGUCACGAUGAAAUGGUGGACCGAUCUCUGGUUAAACGAAGGUUUUGCCACGUACAUGGCCGGAUUAGCCGUUCAUCAUAUCUUCCCGGAAUGGAACAGUUUGGAGGAAGAAUCGGCUUCCAAUCUUUUGAACGUCUUUGGCUUCGACUCGCUCAAAACAUCGCAUCCAGUUUCCGUUCCAGUUGGCCAUCCCAGAGAGAUCGAUCAGAUCUUCGACACCAUCGCUUACCAAAAGGGUUCGUUCCUGAUCAGAAUGAUGACUUUGUUCUUGGGCGAGGAAACUUUCCGCAUGGGUGUCAGCAAUUAUCUGAAGAAACAUAAAUACGGAAACGCCGAACAGGACGAUCUGUGGAGCUCGUUGACCACCGAAGCGCAUCGUAGCGGAUUCCCGAAAAAUCUCACAGUUAAAACUGUCAUGGACACGUGGACAGUGCAAACUGGAUAUCCAGUGAUCCACGUGAACAGAUUGUAUGGACAAAAUGCUUUGGAACUUAAACAAGAACGUUAUUACAGAGACACUAUUAAGCCAAAGAGCGCCGGACAAUGCUGGUGGGUUCCCCUGAGUUACACCACAGCUACAGAACUGCAAUUCAACGACACCAAACCGAAGAUUUGGUUGCCUUGUCACAACAACGUGGAAAUAUUCGAAGGUUUCCCUAAGCAAGACGAAUGGGUUAUUUUCAAUAUUAGGGCAGCCGGUCUAUACAGAAUCAAUUACGAUGAAAAGAACUGGCAAUUGCUUCUGGACACUUUGAACUCGGACAAAUUCGAAUCUAUCCCAGUUUUGAAUCGCGUCCAGUUGAUCGAUGAUUCCUCUUCGUUGGCUUGGACCGGAGAUCUGAGCUAUAGAAUUUUCUUUGAUCUCGUGAAAUAUUUGAAUCGCGAAGAGAGGUACUUGCCAUGGAAAGCUUCUCUCAGCAACAUUGGAGCUUUAAAUAAAAGAAUCAAACGCACUUCCACUUACGGAUUCUUCAAAGUUUAUUUGAAAGAACUGCUGGAACCAAUUUACGAGAAAGUGGGUGCGUUGACUUUGACAAAAGCAACCAAAGAAAAGUUGGAUGCUGUCAAGCAUCAAACAUUGAUCGCCAGUUGGGCUUGCAGAUUUGGAGUUUCAAAUUGCGCGAGCGAGGCUAGCAGAAUGUUCGCAGAAUACAUGAAGAACCCAACAAACACGGAAAUUAUACCUAAGGACUUGAGAUCAGUUAUCUUCUGUAACGCUAUUAGACGCGGAGCGGAAACCGAGUGGGAGUUCUUGUGGCAACAGUAUUUGAAAUCGAACGUGGCGACCGAGAAAAAUUCCAUAAUGAGCGCUUUAGGAUGCACCAGGGAAAUUUGGUUGUUGAAGCGUUUGCUCGAUUUCACAUUAAAGGAUAACUCUGGUAUUAGAAAGCAGGAUUACAGUUCCGUGUUUACAACAGUCGCAGGAAACGACGUUGGUUUCUACAUUGCCCAAAGAUUCUUAGAAGAAAAUAUUAAAGACAUUUAUAAAAGAUUAGCUCCAAAUACCAGAAGACUUUCUAGAUAUCUCUCAUCAUUGGCUGGUCAGAUGACGUCUGAACUAGAAUACGAUUGGUUCAAAAAUUUCACUGGUAAAAAUGAAGAAUACUUCAAAGAAGCCAAGCAGGGAGUGGGACAAAGUUUGGAGUUGAUUAAGGUUAACAUCCAGUGGCGGAACAGACACGAGAAGCACCUGAAGUGUAUGCUGAAGAAAAAGGAGCACUGAAAUAAUAAUAAUAACAAAAUAAACCUUACAUUAUUAUUUUA